Aspergillus aculeatus ATCC 16872 is the source of this 1218-nucleotide messenger RNA. RefSeq lists its product as uncharacterized. The coding region runs from base 1 to 1218 and encodes 405 amino acids. Gene Ontology annotation, molecular function: O-methyltransferase activity. The record is from RefSeq and is a predicted model, not a curated record. The transcript has 2 exons. NCBI's taxonomy places the organism in Eukaryota, Fungi, Ascomycota, Eurotiomycetes, Eurotiales, Aspergillaceae.
AUGAUGAAUCCAUCGGUUUCUGCCAUCUUGGAAGACUUGGCCGCAGCAGGCAAGGCCUAUGACCAGGCUGAGGCUGGCUCCCGAGAAGCCCUCAUUGAUCGCAGCCGUGCGCUGGUGGCCGCGCUGGAGAUGCCCAGUGAGUUCAUUCAACGCAGCUUCUGGGCCGAGCCCGCCAUGUCCGCCGUCAUCCGCAUCGCCGUCGACGUCCAACUAUUCCAGCUACUCCGCGACGCAGGGGAGGCGGGCCUGAGCCCGGCCGACCUGGCCGACAAGACCGGCGUCGACGUCGUGCUCCUGCAGCGAUUGACGCGCCACCUCGUGGCGAUGUACCUGAUCAGCUUCCAUCACGGCGCCUUCCACGGCACGGCGCUGAGCGACCAGCUCGCCGCCGACAACUACCAAGACAGCAUCUCCUUCUGCUACGACACGGCGCGCCCGUCCUUCAACAACUUCCCUGCCUUCUUCCAGAACACCCACUACCGAUCCCCGACCGUGGGGAGUCUGGACGGCCCCUUCCAGCGCGCCCAUCACACGCCCCUGCACUUCUUCGACUGGCUCGUGGCCAACCCGCCCAACCUGCAGCACUUCGACUCCUUCAUGAGCGCCUACCGCGCCGGCAAGCCCAACUGGUGCGACCCGGGCUUCUACCCCGUCACCGACCGCCUGAUCGCCGGCUUCGAGCCCAGCAGCGACAAGAACGCCGAAGGCGUCCUCCUCGUCGAUGUCGGGGGCGGCCGAGGCCACGACGUAACCAUCUUCACGCAGCAAUACCCGACGCACCCGGGGCGAAUCAUCCUGCAGGACCGCGAGCCCGUGAUCGCCGCGUUAGCUCCUGCCAGCACCACCCCGAGGCCCGCAUUCACCGCGCAAGCCCACGACUUCUUCACGCCGCAACCCAUCGCCGGGGCGCGCGCCUACUACCUGCAUUCGAUCCUGCACGACUGGGACGACGAGCGCGGGGUGCAGAUCCUGCAAAACCUGGCGCCCGCGCUGCGCCGGGGUUACUCGCGGGUCCUGCUGAAUGAGAUCGUGGUCAGCGAGGAGCGGCCGACGCUCGCGGCCACGAGCAUGGAUCUGAUGAUGCUGGCGCACUUCGCCGUGCGCGAGCGCACCGAGCGCGAGUGGCGCGCCAUCCUGGACCGGGCGGGGCUCCGCAUCGUGGAGAUCUACACCUAUCCCGGGGUGGCGGAGAGUUUGAUUGAGGCCGAGUUGGCUUGA